UCAUCUUGACUGGCUGACAAACAUCAUUUCUCAAGAGUGGAAUCUAGCUGCUGAUGAGGCUUCACCACAAAGACGUGAGAAGCAACGAUGGGUUUGAGAGAAGCAGCGAGUUGCUUUGUCAUCUUCCUUCUCUCUGUGUCAGUGGUGCAGGGUGUGGAUGACUGGGGAGUGAGGUGCACUCCUACUCAGAUCUGUGCUGUAAAAGGAUCGAAGGUGCAAAUACGCUGCUCCUACUGGCACCCAUCCAGAAUAGAUGACCAUGAUGUUGCAGUGGAGAAAGAGUUCUGGUUUACUAAAGUGCAGGAUGGUCAACCUGUGGAUCUGAGAUCAGCCUCUGAGUACACAGGUCGUGUGAAGUAUGACUGUGGAAACAAGGCCUGCACUCUGACCAUCACAGACCUGAGAGACAGCGACUCUGAUGUGUACCAGUUCAGGUUCAUAACAAACCAACCUACUGGGAGUUUUACUGGUUCACCUGGAGUCUCCUUGUCUGUCACAGGUGUCCAGGUGCUCAACACAAAAUUAUCAGCUUGCUUGACGGAUUACUGUUCAUGGUCACGUGUGGAGUGUCAAACCAGUUGUUCUCCAACUCCCAGUCCGUCCUACAUCUGGUUCAAGAACGGACAAAAGACAUCGGGAGAAAAAUCUUAUAACGACUACUUUUAUUCAAGAGACAGUAUUUCCUGUGCUGUGAGAGGCCACGAGGAUUUCCCCUCUGCUCCAGUGUGUGUCGAUGGAAAUUCAUGCAACAGAGUGAAUUACACCGACAGGAACAUCUGUGCCUUUAAAGGCUCCUCAGUGGACAUCUCUUGCAGUUACAGCAGUCACUAUGAUCCUAUCACAUCUAAGUUCUGGUUGGUUGCUGAGCGUAAGGAUGUGCAGCUGUAUCGUCCUCAAGCUGUGGACUUACUCAAAGACCCAGAGUUCACAGAUCGUGUUCAGGUCCUUGAUCCAGAGCCAGGGCGCUCCACUCUGAGAAUAAUGAACCUGAGACUGAGCGAUUCAGCCCAGUAUCGCUUCACAUUCAAAUCACAGUGGUUUGAAUGGGAGAGCAGUUUCCCUGGCACAACUCUGACUGUCACAGAUCCAGAUGUUCAGGUGAACUGUUCUCCGAUUGGUCCAACACUGACUUGUCACAGCAGCUGUCUUCUCUCUGGUCGUCCCUCCUUUGUCUGGUUCAAGAAUGGAAGAGAAGUUCACGGGGAAAAGUCUCCAACUUUCAGGGGAUUCCUUCACCCUGAAAACAACUAUUCCUGUGCUUAUGAGCAUCACCACUCGUCCCCUGUGUAUGCUCCGAAGGUUCCUUUAGUGCAGCUGAGUCAACCUGGAGACAUUCUGAAGGACAGCUCGGUGUCUCUGACCUGCAGCAGUGAUGCUAACCCACCCCCUGCAUACACCUGGUACAAGGAGAACCAGACUUUGCUCAACAGAGCAGCUCAGCUGGUUUUCAGCUCCAUCCCGUUGUCUGACUCUGGAGAAUAUUACUGCACAGCUGAGAAUGCGCUGGGGAAGACAACGUCUAAACGUGUCUUAAUAAAUGUGAAAUAUGCUGUGUCAGUGAGUCCCUCUGGUGAGAUCAUGGAGGGCAGCUCGGUGACUCUGACCUGCAGCAGUGAUGCUAACCCAGCAGCUAACUACACCUGGUACAAGGAGAACCGAACUCUGCUUCAAGGACCAGAGGGUGUUUAUCGUCUCUCCUCCAUCAGCUCUGGGGACAGCGGGGUCUACUCCUGCAAGUCUGAGAAUCAGUACGGACGGAUCAACUCCACGUCUCUACACUUAGACGUCCAGUCGAUCUGUAGCGCCUACCAGAGGGGAGGAGUUGGAAAAGGUUGUUUCCAGGAAACAACGAGUUGCUUUAUCAUCUUCCUUCUUUCUGUGUCAGUGGUGCAGGGUGAGGAUGACUGGGGGGUGAGGUGCACUCCGACUCAGAUCUGUGCUGUAAAAGGAUCGAAGGUGCAAAUACGCUGCUCCUACUGGCACCCAUCCAGAAUAGAUGACCUUGAUGUUGCAGUGGAGAAAACGUUCUGGUUUACUAAAGUGCAGGAUAGUGAACCUGUGGAUCUGAGAUCAGCCUCUGAGUACACAGGUCGUGUGAAGUAUGACUAUGGAAACAAGGCCUGCACUCUGACCAUCACAGACCUGAGAGACAGCGACUCUGAUGUGUACCAGUUCAGGUUCACAACAAACCAACCUACUGGGAGUUUAACUGGUUCACCUGGAGUCACUCUGUCUAUCACAGGUGUCCAGGUGCUCACCACAAAAUUAUCAGCUUGCAAGACGUAUGACUGUUCAUGGUCACGUGUGGAGUGUCAAACCAGUUGUCCUCCAACUCCCAGUCCGUCCUACAUCUGGUUCAAGAACGGACAAAAGACAUCGGGAGAAAAAUCUUAUACAGCCUACUUUUAUUCAGCAGACAGUAUUUCCUGUGCUGUGAGAGGCCACGAGGAUUUCCCCUCUGCUCCAGUGUGUGUCCAUGGAAAUUCAUGCAACAGAGUGAAUUACAUCGACAGGAACAUCUGUGCCUUUAAAGGCUCCUCAGUGGACAUCUCUUGCAGUUACAACACUCACUCUAAUCCUAUCACAUCUAAGUCCUGGUUGGUUGCUGAGCGUAAGGAUGUGCAGCUGUAUCGUCCUCAAGCUGUGGACUUACUCAACGACCCAGAGUUCACAGCUCGUGUUCAGGUCCUUGAUCCAGAGCCAGGGCGCUCCACUCUGAGGAUAAUGAACCUGAGACUGAGCGAUUCAGCCCAGUAUCACUUCACAUUCAAAUCACAGACGUUUGAAUGGGAGAGAAGUUUCCCUGGCACAACUCUGACUGUCACAGAUGUUCAGGUGAUCUGUUCUCCGAUUGGUCCAACACUGACUUGUCACAGCAGCUGUCUUCUCUCUGGUCGUCCCUCCUUUGUCUGGUACAAGAAUGGAACAGAAGUUCACGGGGAAACGUCUCCAACUUUCAGGGGAUUCCUUCACCCUGAAAACAACUAUUCCUGUGCUUAUGAGCAUCACCACUCGUCCCCUGUGUAUGCUCCGAAGGUUCCUUUAGUGCAGCUGAGUCAACCUGGAGACAUUCUGAAGGACAGCUCGGUGUCUCUGACCUGCAGCAGUGAUGCUAACCCACCCCCUGCAUACACCUGGUACAAGGAGAACCAGGCUUUGCUCAACAGAGCAGCUCAGCUGGUUUUCAGAUCCAUCCCGUUGUCAGACUCUGGAGAAUAUUACUGCACAGCUGAGAAUGAGCUGGGGAAGACAACGUCUAAACGUGUCUUAAUAAAUGUGAAAUAUGCUCCACAGUCCUCCUCUGUGUCAGUGAGUCCCUCUGGUGAGAUCAUGGAGGGCAGCUCGGUGACUCUGACCUGCAGCAGUGAUGCUAACCCAGCAGCUAACUACACCUGGUACAAGGAGAACCGAACUCUGCUUCAAGGACCAGAGGGUGUUUAUCGUCUCUCCUCCAUCAGCUCUGGGGACAGCUGGGUCUACUCUUGCAAGUCUGAGAAUCAGUACGGACGGAUCAACUCCACGUCUCUACACUUAGACGUCCAGUGUGAGUAG
Molecule: messenger RNA, 3552 nt
Organism: Pleuronectes platessa (European plaice)
Lineage: Eukaryota; Metazoa; Chordata; Actinopteri; Pleuronectiformes; Pleuronectidae
Product: B-cell receptor CD22
Exons: 15
Coding region: 88-3552 (1154 amino acids)
Source: RefSeq, a predicted model, not a curated record